This is a messenger RNA of Hypoxylon trugodes, 3883 nucleotides long. Its product is annotated as putative SMC2 protein. Gene Ontology annotation, molecular function: protein binding; ATP binding; ATP hydrolysis activity. The transcript has 5 exons. Gene Ontology annotation, cellular component: chromosome. Bases 132 to 3674 code for a protein of 1180 amino acids. Gene Ontology annotation, biological process: chromosome organization. The record is from RefSeq and is a predicted model, not a curated record. NCBI's taxonomy places the organism in Eukaryota, Fungi, Ascomycota, Sordariomycetes, Xylariales, Hypoxylaceae.
CGGAUUUUUAAUUGUAUACAAUCAAUCAAUUAAGGUAGCGACUCACCGCAGCGACUUCUAAUGCGAACAAACAACCGUAGAUACCCAACAGCACCUAAUAUUUACACACGGAUGCGGUCGCAUAUGCCAAUAUGAGGGUUACGGAGGUGAUUAUAGACGGCUUCAAAUCCUACGCCGUGAGAACGGUCAUCUCAGGAUGGGAUGAGAGCUUCAACUCCAUUACCGGCUUGAACGGUAGUGGUAAAUCCAAUAUUCUAGAUGCCAUUUGCUUCGUCUUAGGUAUCACGAAUAUGACCACCGUUCGAGCACAAAAUCUCCAGGAUCUUAUAUACAAACGAGGUCAAGCCGGCGUUACGAAAGCGAGCGUUACGAUCGUAUUCGACAAUAGAGACAAGCAUAAAUCUCCCAUCGGUUUCGAAGAAUAUGCGACAAUUAGCGUCACCAGACAAAUCGUCCUAGGUGGAACCUCGAAAUAUCUAAUAAAUGGCCACCGAGCGCAGCAACAGACCGUUCAAAACCUCUUCCAAUCGGUACAACUCAACAUAAAUAAUCCCAACUUUCUUAUCAUGCAAGGUCGAAUCACCAAGGUGUUAAACAUGAAGGCGGUUGAGAUCCUGGCCAUGAUCGAAGAAGCUGCCGGCACAAGGAUGUUCGAGGACCGAAGAGACAAAGCUCUCAAAACCAUGGCUAAGAAGGAGAUGAAAUUGCAAGAGAUCACCGAGUUACUCCGCGACGAGAUCGAACCCAAGCUUGAGAAGUUGCGGACGGAGAAACGAGCUUUCUUAGAUUUCCAACAGACACAAAACGACCUAGAGCGCUUAACAAGAGUGGUAGUCGCGCAUGAUUAUAUAAAAUAUCAAGAGAGGCUACAGCAAUCUGCGACAGACCUCGAGAACAAAAAGCAACGGCAAAAGGAUCUCGAAGAGUCGGCGACGAGGCUCAAGAGCGAAAUAUCCCAUCUUGAGGAGGAUGUUAAGAGAGUGAAGGCGCAAAGAGACAAGGAAUUAAGAAAAGGAGGGAAAGCCCAAGCAUUAGAGGACGAUGUGAAAAAGCAUUCCAAUGAGCUGGUCCGACUUGCUACGGUGGUAGACUUGAAGAAGUCUAGUAAAGCCGAGGAAGAAGAAAAGAAAACCGCUGUACAGAAGAGUGUUGCUGAGCUAGAGGCGACGCUGAAGGAGAAAACGAUAGCCUAUGAGAAGAAUAAGGCCAAAUACGAUGCAGCGAAAGAAGAAAACGAGAAGCAAAGCCAGGAAGCCGAGUCGAAAGAAGAAUUACUCCAGACGUUACAAACUGGUGUCGCAUCCAAGGAAGGACAAGAAAGCGGUUAUCAAGGCCAACUACAAGAUGCCAGAAAUCGAGUGGCGGCGGCUGCUACUGAACAGGAGCAAGCCAAGAUUAAAAUCGCCCAUCUUGAAAAGCGAAUCAAAGAGGAAGAACCCCGAGCGAAGAAAGCCAAAGAGCAAAACGCAGGCCUACUAAAAGAAUUGGAGGGCCUUAAGACUCAAUCACAGAAACUUGAGGCUCAACUCGCGAAACUCGGUUUCGAACCAGGCCAGGAAGAAGAGAUGUAUAAGCAAGAAUCAUCGCUACAGCAGACGAUCAGAGGCUUGCGCCAAGAAGCAGAUUCUUUAAAGCGCAGAGUUGCAAACAUUGACUUCAACUACGCUGACCCAACCCCCAACUUCGACCGCUCCAAGGUUAAGGGAUUAGUCGCCCAGCUUUUCACUCUCGACAAAGAGCACACUAAAGCUGGUACUGCUUUAGAGAUCUGCGCUGGUGGUCGUUUGUACAACGUUGUGGUGGACAGCGAAGUGACAGGUACACAACUAUUACAGGGCGGCAAAUUGCGUAAGAGGGUCACCAUCAUUCCGCUAAACAAGAUCGCUACAAUCAAAGCCUCGGCACAAACGAUUGCUACAGCCCAAAAUAUCGCGCCUGGCAAGGUCAAUUUGGCUUUGUCGCUCAUAGGCUACGACGAUGAAGUGUCCGCAGCGAUGGAGCAUGUCUUUGCCAAUACCUUAAUUUGCGAGGAUGCCGAAACUGCGAAGAGGGUGACUUUUGAUUCUAACGUUCAAAUGAGAAGUAUUACCCUCGAAGGUGAUGCAUACGAUCCUUCGGGUACACUUUCAGGUGGAAGCGCGCCCACUUCUAGCGGCGUGCUAGUCACAUUGCAAAAAUUGAACGAAAUCAACCGCCAGCUCAGGGAAGCGGAGGGUUCUCUACGUGAUCUUCAAGUCAAGAUUUCGCGGGAAAAGUCUAAGCUUGACCAGGCUCGCAAGAUUAAGCAGGACCUCGAUCUCAAGGCACACGAAACUAAGCUUGCUGAGGAGCAAAUUAGCGGCAACUCAUCAUCCUCAAUUAUCCAAGAGGUAGAGAAUAUGAAGGAGACUAUCGUACAACUCAAAAACGAAAGUGCCGAAGCUAAGAAGAGGCAAGCUGAAGCUAGUGCAGACGUCAAGAGGAUAGAGAAGGAUAUGAAGGACUUCGAGAAUAACAAGGACUCGAAGCUCGUUGAGCUCCAAUCUUCACUCGACAAGCUGAGAGCAACAUUGGCUAAGAACUCCACCGCAGUCAAAUCCCUACAGAAAGAACUACAAAGUGCUCAGCUUGACUCAGAGCAAGUCUCGGGUGAUCUUGCCGCCGCAAGAGAACAGUUACAGGAGGUCGAGCUGGCCAUUAAGUCACAGCAAGAGGAAAUUGAGGACCUUGUCAAGAAACAGUCAAAGCUACAAGAUACCCACGAUCUUGCCCAAGCAGAACUUGAUGAUGAAAGGGCCAAAUUAACAGGUUUUGACGAUGAGUUGCAUGCACUUGAAGAGGCAAUUAGAUCAAAGAACGGACGAAUUGCCGAAGAAGGUCUAGAAAAGCAAAAGCUUGGUCACACAGUCGACAAAUUCCACAAGGAGCAACAGCACGCAGUACAAUCUGUGGCGAACAUGGAGAAGGAAUUCGAUUGGAUCGCCGAAGAGAAAGACAACUUCGGUCGCACAGGAACGCCGUACGACUUCAAAGGCCAAAACAUCGCAGAGUGCAAGGCUACGCUAAAGACACUCACGGACCGCUUCCAAGGCAUGAAGAAAAAGAUCAAUCCUAAGGUCAUGAACAUGAUCGAUAGCGUCGAGAAAAAGGAGGGGUCGCUUAAGCACAUGAUGAAGACUGUUAUCCGCGACAAGCGCAAGAUCGAAGAGACUAUUAUUAGUCUCGACGAUUACAAGAAGAAAGCUCUCUUGCAGACCUGGGAGAAGGUCAACGGUGACUUUGGUCAGAUUUUCUCAGAGCUUUUGCCUGGUGGCAGUUUCGCGAAGCUGGAUCCGCCUGAGGGCAAGACGAUCAAUGAGGGUCUAGAGGUCAAGGUGUGUCUUGGUAAGGUGUGGAAGCAGAGCUUGACGGAAUUAAGUGGUGGUCAACGAUCACUGGUGGCUUUGUCUCUCAUUAUGGCUUUGCUACAAUUCAAGCCAGCACCCAUGUACAUUCUAGACGAAGUGGACGCCGCGCUGGAUCUGUCGCAUACGCAAAAUAUCGGUCGUCUCAUCAAGACACGCUUCAAGGGCUCUCAGUUCAUCGUCGUCUCUCUAAAAGACGGCAUGUUCCAGAACGCUAACCGUAUCUUCCGCACCCGCUUCAGCGAAAAUACGAGUAUGGUGCAAGCACUUACAGCUGCGGACUUCAAGUAAUUAGAUACCUAACCUAACGUAAUUGAAUUCUCAAUACCCCAAAAAUCCUCCUGGAAAUAGCUGAGGGAGGUGGAGAUGGGCGCAGGCGUGGGGGAAGGGAUGUCUUCGGGUUGCCUUUGUUGGUUAAUGCGCGUUUGCCGCGUGCGUAAUGUGCGGGCAGACAGAAAAUGCGUGCGUGAUGAGAAAAAUGAGGGAAAUAUUGGUCUGCU